Rattus norvegicus (Norway rat) is the source of this 2206-nucleotide messenger RNA. The record is from RefSeq and is a predicted model, not a curated record. Lineage: Eukaryota; Metazoa; Chordata; Mammalia; Rodentia; Muridae.
CUACAUUUCCCAGAAAAGAUGUGGCGCCGCAGAGUCCUCUGGGAUGGGAACCACGCCGCUCUCCCAGCCUCAGUUCCAGGAGUGAAGCGCGAACCUUUCAACAAGAGCUUUAUUGAUUCUCUUGCUUGGAUCCGGCAACGCGAUGGAGGCGGCUAAUUGCUCCCUGCGGGUGAAAAGACCCCUGCUGGAUCCCCGCUUCGAGGGCUACAAGCUAUCGCUCGAGCCUCUGCCCUGCUACCAGCUGGAGCUUGAUGCAGCUGUGGCAGAAGUAAAACUUCGGGAUGACCAGUAUACAUUGGAACACAUGCAUGCUUUUGGAAUGUAUAAUUAUCUGCACUGUGAUGCCUGGUACCAAGACAGUGUCUACUACAUUGAUAACCUUGGAAGAAUUAUGAACUUAACAGUGAUGCUGGACACUGCCUUAGGAAAACCCCGAGAGGUGUUCCGCCUUCCUACAGAUGUGACAGCAUGUGACAAUCGUCUUUGUGCAUCUCUCCAUUUCACAUCCCCUUCCUGGGUUACCUUGUCAGACGGAACUGGAAGACUGUAUGUCAUUGGAACAGGUGACCGAGGACACAGUCCUGAAAAAUGGGAGAUUAUGUUUAAUGAAGAGCUUGGGAAUCCUUUUAUUAUAAUUCACAGUAUCUCAUUGCUGAAAGCUGAAGAACAUUCAGUGGCUAUCCUGCUUCUUCGAAUAGAGAAGGAGGAAUUGGACAUGAAAGGAAGUGGUUUCUAUGUAUCUUUGGAGUGGGUCAUUGUCAGUAAGAAGAAAGAAGAUAGUAAAAAGUAUGAAAUUACAAAGCAUCAUGUUCUCCGUGGAAAGUCAGUGCCACAUUAUGCUGCGAUUGAACCUAAUGGAAAUGGUCUAAUGAUUGCAUCUUACAAGUCCUUCAAGGUUGUUUCAGUAGAUCAGGAUCUUGAAGAGAGUAUGGACCGGCCAGAGAAAAUCAAAGAACCUCUGUAUUACUGGCAGCAAACUGAGGAUGAUUUGACAGUAACAGUAAGGCUUCCAGAAGGCAGUACUAAGGACGAUAUUCAAAUACAGUUUUUGCCUGAUAACAUCAACAUUAAGCUGAAGGAUAUCCAGGUUGUGGAAGGAAAACUCUAUUCAUCUAUUGAUCACGAAGGCAGCACAUGGACGAUUAAAGAGAAUGAUGGCUUGGAGAUUUCUUUGAUUAAGAAGAAUGAAGGACUGAUGUGGCCUGAGCUGGUGGUUGGUGAUAAACAAGGGGAACUUAUAAGAGACCCUGCCCAAUGUGCUGCAAUAGCAGAGCGCUUGAUGCACCUGACCUCUGACGAACUGAAUCCAAAUCCAGAUAAAGAAAAACCUCCUUGUAAUGCUCAAGAAUUAGAAGAAUGUGAUAUUUUCUUUGAAGAGAGCUCCAGUUUAUGCAGAUUUGAUGGCAAUACAUUAAAAACAACUCAUGUGGUGAAUCUUGGCAGCAACCAGUACCUGUUCUCAGUCAUUGUGGACCCUAAAGAAAUGCCGUGCUUCUGUCUGCGCCAUGAUGUGGAUGCUCUCCUCUGGCAACCACACUGCAGCCAGCAGGAUGACAUGUGGGAGCACAUUGCAACCUUCAAUGCUCUAGGUUAUGUGCAAGCAUCAAAGAGAGACAAGAAGUUUUUUGCGUGUGCUCCAAAUUACUCAUACGCAGCGCUGUGUGAGUGCCUUCGCCGAGUGUUCAUCUACCGGCAGCCCACCCCCAUGUCCACAGUGCUGUACAACAGAAAGGAGGGCAGGCAUGUGGGGCAGGUUGCUAAGCAGCAAGUCACAAGCCUAGAAACCAAUGAUCCCAUUUUAGGCUUUCAGGCAACAAAUGAGAGGUUAUUUGUUCUCACUACCAAAAAUCUCUUUUUAAUAAAAGUAAAUACGGAGAAUUAAUCUUACAACAUUUGGCUAAAAGGUAUUCAAUAGUACCUGGAGGGCAGAACAGUUGUACUGUAACUUGAUAAGUUUUGGCAUGUUGAAUAAGAAUAUCUUUUAUGAAGUUUUAUUUUUAAAGGAUACUGGAGAUGUAUUGAAUAGAUUAUAAAUCUAUAAAAGCUGUAGGAUAGAUGAAGCUACAGGUUUAGAGAACACUGGCUUCUGUAAAAAUAUGGUGAUCUUGGCAAAUACAGUUAUUUUUUAAAACCUUAGGAUCCAAUCUCAACUUUUAUAUGAAACAUGUACAAUUCAGUGUUUAAAAAUAAAAAUAUUUAUCAUGUA